This is a messenger RNA of Rotaria sp. Silwood2, 3312 nucleotides long. Lineage: Eukaryota; Metazoa; Rotifera; Eurotatoria; Philodinida; Philodinidae. The record is from the annotation of a GenBank genome assembly.
AUGAGCACUGAAAUCAAAGAUAAUAAUGAUGUUCAUUCCAAUGACGAAGUCAAUCAAGAUAACAAUGACGUAUCACAAGAAAUUAAUCAACCACCAUCAUCUGAAAAUGAACAAGAAGAAAAAAUAAUUCAAGAGUCAUCUGUUGAUGAUAAACAAGAAAUUGAACCACCACUUUUAACAUCGAAUAAUAAUGAAUUCCCAUCGGAAACUCCAUCUAUUGAUGUUAGCAAUGAAAAAGACGAUGAUUCAACAGCAGCAACUAUAUCCGAAGAGAAUUCAUCAGCAUUACCUAUAUCUGAAGAGAAUUCAUUAGUAUUACCCGUAUAUGAACAAGAUAAUAAUACAAUUGAUGAUACAGUUCAAUCGGAAUCAUUAAGUCAACAUGAUAAUACUCAUCAACUUUUACAAACAAUAGCUGAUAAAUCGAAUAAAGAAGCAUCCUUGACAAUAUUAAAUACACUUGUCGAAGGUGAUUUUGAUUUAGAUAAAAAUUAUAUAAUACAAAAACCAAAAAAUUUACAUGAAUUAUUUUCUAUAUUUAAUAAAAUGUCAUCAUCAUUACAAGCUGAAAUUCUUAGUGUAUUAAUUGGUAUAAUGCGUAAAAGUGAACGUAAUUUAUUAGCAGCAAUUGAUGCACAAAUAUAUGAAAAAGCUUUAGGACUAUUAAAUAUAAUUGAUGAUGAUGUUGUUGCUGAUUUAUUAGUUGAUAUUCUUACAGUUUUAACAACACUAACAAUUAAUGUUAAUGAACUUAAACUUCUUUUACAUUAUCUUAAAACAGAAAAUCGAAUAUGGAAAAAACAUGCCGUUAAAUUAUUAAAUAUUUUUAAAAAUCUUCCAUAUCGACAUGGUCCUGAUGAAUUUUUUAAUUUUCCUGGUCGAAAUGGUUCGGGUAUUGUUUUACCACCAAUUAAAAUUUGGCCAUAUCAAAAUGGUUUUACAAUAACAACAUGGUUUCGUAUUGAUCCUGUUGCUAAUGGUGUUAUUGAAAAAGAAAAACCUUAUUUAUAUUGGUUUUGUACAUCAAAAGGUCAUGGUUAUACAGCACAUUUUGUUGGUAAUUGUUUAGUUAUAUCAUAUUCGAAAUUAAAAGAAAAAACUUUUCAACAUUGCAUUCAAUAUGAAUUUAAACCACGCGAGUGGUAUAUGAUAACAUUUGCACAUCAAUAUCAACGAUGGGGUAAAAGUAGUAUACAUUGUUAUAUAAAUGGUCAAAUUGUAUCAAAUACACAUUUUCCAUGGAGUAUUGAAAGUGGUGAUUUAUUUGAUAAAUGUUAUAUAGGUUGUACACCUGAUCGUCAUGAUAUAACAAGUUUUUCUGGUCAAUUAUCAACAUUUUAUUUAUUUAGUAUAUAUUUAGAACCAUUAAUUGUUCAAGGUUUAUAUAAAUUAGGACCAGCAUAUAAAAAUCAAUUUAAAUUUGAAAAUGAAAGUGCACAUGUUUUAUUUGAAGCACAAAGAAAAGCAAUGUAUGAUGGAAAAUUAAUGAAUUCAAUUGUAUUUAAUUAUAAUCCUAUUGCAUGUGAAGAACAACUUGUUUUACAAGCUGCACCAAAAACAAAUGUUUCAUAUUUUGUUCAUACAGCACAUGCACAAAUGUUAAGUAAUGUUCGAUCUGUAAUAACAUAUUCAAUUUAUUCAACAUUACAUAGUGUUGGUGGUAUACAAGUAUUUUUUCCUUUAUUUGGACAAUUAGAUCAUCAACAAAUUGAUGAUUCAAUUAAUUAUAAUGUUUGUUCAAUACUUCUAUCAACUUUAUGUGAAUUAAUUGAACGAUCAUAUACAAUUCAACAUCAAAUGCUUAAUUCAAAAGGUUUUCUUACUAUUGGAUAUCAUCUUGAAAAGGCAUCCAAACAACAUAUUAACAUGGAUGUACUCAAUUCUCUUAUAUCAUUAACAACAUUUUUUGUUAAAAUUGAAAGCAAAAAUAGUCCAUUAUUAUUAAAACAAUUAUUUGUUCAUAUAUUUUUUAAUCCUGUUAUGUGGAUUUAUUGUUCAGUUGAUGUUCAAAUGCGUUUAUAUACAUAUUUAGCAACAGAAUUUGUUACUUAUUCGGAAAUCUAUCAUUUAAUUCAACCAAUAAGUGAAAUAAUUCAAACAUUACAUACAUUAAAAUAUUUCUAUUGGAUUGUUGAUCCAAGUCAUCGAAGUGGUUUUAAACCAAAAGGUUCAGAUGGAAAUCGACCAACACGUGAACAAAUUAUUGAAAUGAGACGUUAUAUGUUACUCUAUUUAAAACAACUUGUUAUAAGUAGUUCGGGUACUCAAGAAGAAGAACUUCAAGGCAUUCUUAAUUAUCUUCAUACAGUUCAUGAAGAUGAUAAUCUUAUUGAUAUAUUGGAUAUGACUGUAAAUCUUCUGUCAGAACAUCCAAGAACAAUGAUACCUGCAUUUGAUCGUCGACUAGGAUUAAGAACGGUUUUUAAAUUAUUAGCAAGUAGUAGUGAAAUGACACGUUUACAAGCUUUGAAAUUACUAGGAUUCUUUCUUCAACGAAGUACAGUAAAACGAAAAACUGAUGCAAUGCAACCACAUAAUCUAUUUUCAUUAUUGGCUGAUAGACUUUUACUUCAUCCAAAUAGUUUUACCAUGGCUACUUAUAAUGUUCUAUUUGAAAUACUUGUGGAAAAAGUAAGCGGAUUAGUUGUUGAAAAACGAAGUUCAGAAAUUACAGCAGAUUGGAAAAUUGAAAAUCCAGCUAUGAUCAAAGUAAUUGCUACAUUACUUCGACAUGCAGCUGAUAAUAUUCAUUUAUAUGAUAUAAAAUUACGUUUUCUUGAUGAUUUAAUUUUACUUGCAUCUGCCAGUCGAGAAAAUAGAAGAACUAUUUUACAAAUGUCUGUUUGGCAAGAUUAUUUAUUUGGUCUCGCUUAUGUUUAUCCAGCACAAGAAAUACAAGUCGAAAUAACUGAUCGAGUUUUUGAUUUAUUAAAAAUUUUAUUACAUCAUGCUAUUAAAUAUGAAUAUGGUGGAUGGCGUGUAUGGAUUGAUACACUUUCAAUUUUACAUGGACGAAUAACUAAAGAAGAUUAUUAUCGAAAAGUUAAUAAAAUCGUUGAAAGUAUGAAAGAUGAUGAUGAAAAUGAACUCAAACCACCAGUUUCUCCAACAACACUUAGUGGUUCACAAACUCCAAUCGAUGAACAAGCCGCUUCAACACCCACUAGAUCAACAUCUAGUCGUCAAGUAUUUAAAACAAAUCAAUUACCACCAUUUACAAUAUCUGAAUUUAAAUAUUCUUCAAUGCAUAUUCGUCUAUUACAUAAUGUUUUUGAUUCAAUUGAAGUUGAUGUUCGUUUAUGGAGAUCGUAA